AUGGGUUGCUACAAGGAGAGCGUACUAUGGCCUAUUUCUGGAUACACUAUAAUGAUUUGGAUAGUCGACGAAUUGAUACAUAAUUACUAUUUACUGAAUUUGCUAAAAUUAUCACUACUUAAACUUACUCACAACAAAAAGUAUCGCUUUAAUAUUGCCUUAUCAGUCACAAACCCUACAAAGUUUUGCGAAGAAUUCAUAAUAUGUAGUGAAAAAAAUAUAUGCGCUUCCCUUAGGUGGGUCAAGGCAUUUGAACAUUUGGAAAAACCUGAAACAGCCCUGAACUUUGAUUUUAAUCAGUUCACUUCAGACAAAGCUUUUGAAAUCUAUUUGUUUGUCCCAACAACAAUUCUCUACAAAUUUGGGGACGACAGUUGUUCACCGGAUAAAAUAACACACUUCAGUACCAAGACAUCUGUUCACAUCAGACUUAUAGUUUCUGAAAAAACUGGUGUUAACGAACAUGUACCAUUUUCUGAAACUGAUGCCUUUGGAGUUGAAAUCCUUAAAAGUAUUUCUCAGUUAGCAUCUGGAACAUUUGCUAUCGUUCGAUUAUGUUCAUUUGUCAAAACAUGCUCAAAUGGCUGCACCACGUGGUUACUGGGCAAACACCAACGUGGUUCUAAUCAUAUGAAAACAUCAAAACGAUCAAAGGAAAUACAAAUUCAUAUGUUGUCAUUUAUUAAUCAUUCACAGCCCAUUAAAUUACCCUGUGGAAAAGUUUACGUUGUGAGUGAUUCUAUAGAGCAUGAGCCUGUGUUAAUGAAACCAACACUGUCAGCUUCUUCUGAAUUUACUGAUAGAUAUUUUAGACCACAAACGUGCCCCAAUUCUUUCAGUACCUCCGAUUGUUGUAUUCAUCCUCAUUUGUGGUCACGUGUAUUUGUGAAUGAAAAACUAGUAAAUGAUUUAAAUCGUAGAAUUUAUGAGUCAGCUAAAGACGAAGCGAACUCAAGAAAAUGUUUAUUUAACUGGUUUACUGAUGAUUACGGUCAAAAAUCAAGUCUCCUUGACAACAAAAAGGUGCUAGCAAGGAGAUCAUCAGACGGUCAUUACUACCUUGGGUCAGUUCAAACUGUCAAAUCCCAUCUACCUGUGGAUCAAGUUUUUAUACGAUUCGGUCCUAUACACAAUUUAACAAGCUUUGAUUUGCGAAAAUCCAGAUCAACUACCUCGAAUUCGGAUACAUUUCAUUAUGAAUGGCUUGAUAUAACAGAAAUCAUUGACUUAGAGCACGCUAUCAGACACUCAAUUGAACCAGGUGAUUGUGUUCUUGUACCCUACAGUUGGCCCUUUCCAAAGUGUCCCAUCCUUAAUGUGGAAAAACCAUCUAGUUUUGAGAAUCUCCGUUACUAUGCAGCUAUCGUAGUUUCUGGUCGAGAACAAAGAGCUGACAAGUUAACUAAAACUAAACAUUUCACAGAUGAUCAAAAACUUUUGGUUGAAUUAGCUAGUUCGAACACUCGUGUUGGUCAUAUUUAUGUUCCAAAGCAAAAAGCUGUUUGGAUUUCACCAAAUACUUAUCAACGAAUUGUAUUAGAACAAUAUAUGACACCAGAAUGCAGAAAAUGGUUAAAAAAUAAAACAUUUCUUCCAAAUAGUUAUCCAUUUCAAUCAGCUCCAGGUUAUCCUGCUGAUGGAUUUGGUAGAUUUAAAUUAUAUAAAAAUAGCCUUCAGUCAGAUUUACACAUUCAACCGUUGACUUUUCAACAGUUCAGACAUGGAGCGGAUGUUCAAUUUGAAUAUUGUCCAUCACUUCAAUGUUGGCCUCUCUAUUCAGUCGUGAAUGAUUUAUUACCAGUAACUAAUGGGUGCCCCGUUUGGUGUGAUAACGAAACAACAAGCAAAAAUUUAAUAAAAUUACCCACUAGUAAAGUUUCAAAUAAUCAUUUUCAGUCAUCUGGACCGAACUGCGAACAGAAUUUUGAGCCUAAAUUAGUGUAUAGGUCACGCAACAAACAUUAUCAAUUAAGGUAAAGAGAGAAAUAAUUUUGCUUAUGAUAAUAUGUUUAUUAUUCUAACUUUACUUCUAGACAUUUCUAUCUAGUUUAACACUAUUAUGUUUUUAAAAUAAUCUUGUGCUGAAAUACAGAUGAAAGUUGACUAUUAUUCCAUAAACUAUUUACUAAACUUACGUCCGAAAAUUAGUUCUUUUUGUUUUCUAUUGAAUAUCAAAAAUACUCUUAAACACUUAUUGUAUUUAUAGAUGUUUCUACAUGUUAAAAUAUUUGUUUGUUUUCGUAGUAUGCCUUUUGUGUGAGUGAAUUUGAAAU
Schistosoma guineensis is the source of this 2273-nucleotide messenger RNA. The record is from the annotation of a GenBank genome assembly. NCBI's taxonomy places the organism in Eukaryota, Metazoa, Platyhelminthes, Trematoda, Strigeidida, Schistosomatidae.